CUCACAUCCUCCAUCUCAUCUCCCCGACCUAUACAUUACAUACUCAAUAAACACAAACAAUCAGACAUCGCCUAAAUAGCAUAUUGCCAACCCACGCACAGCCACCACGCAGGACGAGGCGGCUGAACGAGAGGCAGAAACCAAGCCCCACCCCUCUUAGUUCCCCAUCCAUUGAAACCCCGCACAGACACAUACAGCCACACAUCAUGGGAUCAAGUUCCUUCGCAGUCUCAGUAAACACCCUCGCGCUUUUACUCAUCAUCACAGCGAACCAACAUCACGGCCAGAGCACGUCGCCAACUCAGCGACCUUAUAGCGUUCUCCACCGAUCACCACAAAAAGGCCCUUUCGCGGCACCCGGUCCCCAGGCGGGUGCACCGGCGUCAGGAGGCAAACCAUACUUAGAUAACACACCUUACUCGGUUAGACGGAGGAGCUUAUCUGGGUUGGGUUGAGGGUGUCAUCCAUGAUGAUGUUUAUUAGGCUGUGGAUACAGGGUGUUGUUGAUGAGUGGCGGAGGGGAGGAGCAUUUAUGAUGUUCUUUCGGACUUUCCAGUUUGUCGCGACGUUGGGACAGGUGGGUUAGGACUUUUGGGUACUCUGUGGUGAGAUAGGGUUGUUGAUGAAUUUGUUCGCCAUUUGGUCAUGUUUAUAUGAGAGUAGGGCUAUAGCUGCUUUAAGAUGCUAUUAGAUAUAUUUGAUUUACAAUACUAACGUCUGG
Messenger RNA from Aspergillus candidus, 721 nucleotides. RefSeq lists its product as uncharacterized. Lineage: Eukaryota; Fungi; Ascomycota; Eurotiomycetes; Eurotiales; Aspergillaceae. The coding region runs from base 207 to 455 and encodes 82 amino acids. The record is from RefSeq and is a predicted model, not a curated record. The transcript has 2 exons.